CCGGUGGGUGGUGUGCCAGAGAAAGGGUAGCAGUCGCGCGUUCCCUGCGCCCAGGGGUUGUUUGGUUGCCAUGGCGGCGCGAACGAGGCCUGCACGGCCUGCCGCAGGGUGGUGGUGAGGUUGGCUUUUCAGUCCCUCAGUCUCGAUCCUGGUUCGUGCGUCGUUGAAUCGGCGAGCCUCGCCAUGGCGGCCAAGAAGGGCGGGGCGGUGGCCCUGCAGCAAGACGUGACCACGGACGAGGAGUGGGAAGCGCUGCUGCGGCGCCACGGCCUGCUGCUCGUGGACGUGUACUCGGAGUGGUGCGGGCCGUGCGUCGGCAUGCUGGCCAACCUCAAGAAGAUCAAGGUGGAGCUGGGCGGCGACCUACUGCUGCUCGCCACGGCCAAGUCGGACACGAUCGAGGCGCUGCACCGGCACCGGAACCACUCGGAGCCCGUGUGGAUGCUCAUCUCGGGCGGCAAGCUCAUCAACCUCGUCUUCGGCGCCGACGCCCCGCGCAUCGCGCGCCUCAUCGCCCACGAGCUGGACAACGAGGUCAAGAUCCAGCGCAACGAGGAGUGUCCGCGCACCUACAUGUCGUGGGACCAGCUGACGCCUGAAGAGGAGGCGCGGCUGCAGCGCGCCGAGGAGAAGCGGAUGCGCGCGCUGCAGGAGGAGGCCGAGCGCCAGGCACGCGCCCUGCAGCAGCAGCGCGCCGACAACUACGCCAAGCUGGCCGCCAAGCUCAACAGGUACACCCUGGUGCUGCUGCUGCCGCACGCCGUGCCGGCCGAGGACGCGGCCGAGGCCGAGGGCGGCAUCCUGGUCACGCUACGCGACGCCUGGACCGCGCACGGGCUGGACGAGCGGCGCCGCCUGUCGCUGACCGUGACGGCGGACAUGGCCGACGAGGUGUUCUUCGAGUGCAAGCUGCCCCAGCACGAGGAGCUGCUCAAGGCCCUGGCCACGGGGCCCUGCCUCGCCAUCCUGCUGCACAAGGAGCCCACGGAGAUCGAGGUGUUCCCCGAGGCGGACGAAGGCGAGGCCGAGCCCGAGGACGGCGGCGAGGGCGGCGCGGCGGCCGACGCCGUCCCGGCGGAGCCCGCCGAGGAUGCCGCCCCGAGCGACGACCCCAACGCCCCCGGCACGCCGCCGAAGCUGCAGCCCGUGGCGCAGCGAGUGCUGGUGGAGCCGGAGAUGGGCGAGAUCGAGGCGCUGGCGGCGCAGUCCCUGUACGGCUUCUACCCGGCGCAGGGACCCUCGCAGUGCCCGCUGCCGCAGCAGCAACAACAACAACAACAACCGGAAGAACAACAACAGCAGGACGAUGGGCAGGCUGCGCAGUGGUCGCGCUUCCAGCCCGCCGCGGACAGUCCUGCCGCCUGCGUGCUCAUGGCCUCGAGCGCGGGCCCCGCGCUGCCGGGGCUGUGGACGCCGCUCACGCCCGUCACCAAGGCCGCCGCCAUGCAGACCCUGUUCCCGGACGACACUUUGCAGCUGACCAAGCCGCCGCCGCCGCCGUCUCUGCUGCCGCCGUCGCUGGUGUUCGUCUUCGCCGCGACGCGCGGCAAGGACGUGUUGGCCGCCGCGGGGCAGCACAACGGCGCCGUGACCGGCUGCGGCUUCUUCACGGAGCAGCGCGAGCUCCUGGCCGCGGACGAGGCGGCGCUGGAGGCCCUGGGCCGCGAGAGGAAGGACAGCGACGUGCUGGCCGUGGCCCUGGCCUUGGAGGCCUCCGCCGCGGCCGAGGCCCUCACCGCCAUGCAGCCCCUCUACGCCAGCGCGUCGGCCGAGGACGGCGUGCUGGACUGCGACGCCUACUUCCCCGGGCCGUUGCCCGCCGAGGGGGACGCCGACGACGCCAGCGCCAGCGGACUGCCGUGA
This is a messenger RNA of Thrips palmi, 1863 nucleotides long. RefSeq lists its product as uncharacterized. The transcript has 6 exons. The record is from RefSeq and is a predicted model, not a curated record. NCBI's taxonomy places the organism in Eukaryota, Metazoa, Arthropoda, Insecta, Thysanoptera, Thripidae. The coding region runs from base 184 to 1863 and encodes 559 amino acids.